Messenger RNA from Balaenoptera acutorostrata (minke whale), 1171 nucleotides. Its product is annotated as interferon lambda-1. Gene Ontology annotation, biological process: cell surface receptor signaling pathway via JAK-STAT; innate immune response; defense response to virus. Gene Ontology annotation, molecular function: cytokine activity. The record is from RefSeq and is a predicted model, not a curated record. Lineage: Eukaryota; Metazoa; Chordata; Mammalia; Artiodactyla; Balaenopteridae.
AACCAGGUUCAGGAACGCCUCAGGCUCCCUCCUGGGAUUUCAGUUUCUCUUUCCUUCCGGGCGUAGCUCUGAGCUCACCUGGCCCCAAUACCUGUCAACUCACCUGGCUUAGCAGCUGGCCCCAUCCACUCAUGCCUUUUAAAGUCAAAGCCCUCAGCCAGGGUUGCGCGUUUAGCCUGGCUAAAAAGCACAGCUGGGGAAGCAGUUUGCGAUUUGGCCAUGGCUGCAGACUUGAUGCUAGUUCUGGUGACGACCAUGGGGCUGGGCUUGGCUAGAGCAUGUCCUGUCCCCACCACAACCAGGAAGGGCUGCGACAUUGGCAUGUUCAAAUCUCUGCUGCCAAGCGAGCUGGUGGCCUUCAAGAAAGCCAAGGAUGGGAAUUCCCUGGCAGUCCAGUGGUUAGGGCUCCACGCUCUCACUGCCGGGUCCAGGUUCGAUCCCUGGUCAGGGAACCAAGAUCCCACAAGCCGCGGGGCACGGCCAAAAAAAAAAAGCCAAAGAUGCCUUCGUAAGUCCCUGUUGUGGGCUAACCUCUACACCUUCUACCAUAGCCAAGCUGCUGCCCUGCUACUGUUGAAAGACUGGAACUGCAGCUCCCGCCUCUUCCCCAGGACCUGGGACCUGAAGCAGCUGCAGGUAUAGGAGCACGCCACAGCCUUGGAGGCGGAGCUGGCCCUGACACUGAAGGUCCUGGGGACGGUGGCUAAUUCAUCCUUGGACCACAUCCUGGACCAGCCACUUCACACACUGCACCACAUCCACUCCAAGUUCCAGGCCUGUGUCCAGGCUCAGCCCACAGCAGGCCCAGGCCCCAGGAGCCGCUUCCAGUACUGGCUGCAUCGGCUCCAGGAGGCCCCAGAGAAGGAGUUUCAAGAUGGCCUCAAGGCCUCUGUCACAUUCAUCCUCUUCCACCUCCUCACUUGGGACCUGAAUCGUGCUGCCAGAGGAGACCUGUGCCUGAGAACUGGGACCUACCCCAGCCCAUCUGGGAGCCCAGACCUUACUUAUGCACUAACCCCAGCCCUGCCUUAAGUUAUUUCUUCUCACCCCUGCAGCCCUGACUCAGAUCUGAAAGAAAUGUUUCUUUUUCUACUUUUAUAUAAUAUGCAGAAAUAAACAGUAAGCAAUUGGAAUCUUCUGUGAUAAGUGAAUCUUUGAGUGUGUGUGUGUG